Messenger RNA from Naegleria lovaniensis, 2229 nucleotides. RefSeq lists its product as uncharacterized. NCBI's taxonomy places the organism in Eukaryota, Heterolobosea, Eutetramitea, Acrasida, Naegleriidae. The coding region runs from base 1 to 2229 and encodes 742 amino acids. The record is from RefSeq and is a predicted model, not a curated record. The transcript has a single exon.
AUGCAGCUCUCGGGAAGGGAGGAUAUUUUCAAAGCCUCAAUACCGAAAAGUCGAAGGAUGGAACAUGUUCAUGAUGAGGAGGAACGGAGUAGGUCAUCAUUAUCCAUGAGUCCUAUGAAUUUAUCUUCAACGAUCGGAGGAGGUAUGAAACAAAAUCAAUAUGAUCAUCAACAACAAAUGCAUACAUCGGAAAGUGUACAUGUAGAACGAAAACUCACGAGUUCAUUAAAUCAAUUAAAUAGAAAAAUAUUGGAGCCUUUAUUACGGGAUUUGGAGAUGGCUCAUUCACUAUUUUCUCAGGUGAAUAUGGGAACAAAGAAGGCAUUGAAGGAGUUUGUAUUUUUGAAAAAGAAGGAAGAAGUUGAGAGGAAGGAAUUCGAAAGGAUGGAUCAAGAGGAAGAAGAAUUGAGAAAACAACAACAAAUAUUGUCAGCAAGGGAGAGAAGGCACUCGGUAGGUCACAAGAAUGCUUUGAUGAGUAAUUCCUCGCAAUCCAAUUCAAAGAGAUCGGAUGCUCAACCUCAAAUCAACCCAGCCAUGGAUGCAAAUGCUGAAUCAGUGAGUGAGGUCACCCAAAGACCUCCACAAAUUCCCAAAAUCACACCAGAAAGUCAGCCCUCCAAAACAUUAAUCCCGACAACAGUCAAGAAAGAAUUGUCUGUUCCACAAAAUGUAAAUAAGAAAAAUCAACCAACAACAAGUACAAAACCAACUCUAAAGAGAGAUUCUAACUCACAAAAACAACUUCCUAACGAAAAAAAGCCCCAUUCAGGCAAAUCUCAACAGCUGUUACCCAAUCAGAAUUCCUUUAAAGAUCCAACCAAGAAAAAAACGGACCUUGAUAAUAUAUUAGCCAUGGCACGAAAAAUACGGAACUAUGAAGAAACAAAAGCAUUUGAAAAUAUUGUAAAUAAGAAAAUAGAAUCAAAAGAAAACUCCUCAAGCCUACAACAGGAAAAUGAACAUCAAGAAAAGGAGCAAAAACAUGUGAAAUUUUCGGAGUCACUUCCACAACAAGACCCUACAGUUAAUGUAAAUUUAAAGGCUCCUCAAAAACCUCCUCAAGUAUCAAAAGAAGAAGCAAAAACUGAGAGGAAGCUCAGCUUUAUUACAAUGUCAGAAAGGUUUGAGCACUAUGUUGACUUUCUGCAACGAAUACAACAACUUAAUGAAAAAGCAGAACAAAUAGGAGGUCUUUUUGAAAAGAAAACAGGUUGGAAAUUUUAUACUCCCAAACAAAUCUCCAAAGGAAGUACAAAAUUUGCACCGGAAAUUCCUCUCACUGAUAUUUACAACAAAACCCUGACCUCAGUGCUGUCAACUGCUCAAAGCAAGACGUGGUCUAUAACAGAUAUUCAGGAUUUCCAAGAACGGUUUAUUUUCGAUGAGAAUGACAUGAACAACAUUGAGGCCAUGUUACUUAAAAACACUAAAGAAGUGAGAACACCAGAACUCACUCCAACCAGCACUGUAUAUUCAGACAUACCGAAUUCAUAUGUUGGAAGAUGGCUUCCAAAACGAGUUGAUCCAAGAGUUAUUGAUCUACUGGUUCCACGAAAAUCGUUAAAAUUCAAACUGGAUAAGAAGAGGGCCAAAUAUUCCACACCCAUACUGUACUACCAAAAAGAGAACGAGUUAAAAAUCAUUGCUGAACAUCGAUUCAAAGUUCAACACUUGAUGCUUAAACGAUAUUUAUAUGGAAAGCUGUUUAAAGACCAUCGUUUGUUGGACCUUUUGCCACACAUUCAACAACAAGGUAAUGAUUCUCUUUAUUACAAUUUAUUGAGAGCUCUGGAAGGAAUCAUUCCAUGUGAGGCCAUCCGUGAUGAGAACAGAAGAACCAUUAUUCAUUGGAAGUCCAUGUUUCAUUUUGUUGAGAGACCUCACUAUGAAGAGGAUGACUUUUUCAACGAUUUCACAAGCUCGAGCGCUGCACAUAGACAACAACAUCAUUCCAUGAAUAGUGAACAAGAGCAAGAUAUUGAAGAAGAUUGUCACCAUGCCACGGUUCGUGACCAUGAUUCUCCAACAAGAACCCUUACUCCAUUGGACUUGGUGCAAGGAAACCAUUUUCACAAUCAUGAAGAUGUGAAUUCUCCCUCCUCCUUUACCAAUGAUGACGAGUUGGAUCAACACACCACUAUUGAAGAACAAAUCCAUACCUUACAACAACGCCAACAACAUGAUGAUGAAGAAGAAGAGCUCGCAGAUGACUACGAACGAUCUUGA